Drosophila willistoni is the source of this 4162-nucleotide messenger RNA. RefSeq names its product LIM domain-containing protein A. The record is from RefSeq and is a predicted model, not a curated record. NCBI's taxonomy places the organism in Eukaryota, Metazoa, Arthropoda, Insecta, Diptera, Drosophilidae. The transcript is spliced from 5 exons. Gene Ontology annotation, biological process: chromatin remodeling. Gene Ontology annotation, molecular function: histone binding; RNA binding; chromatin binding. The coding region runs from base 238 to 3861 and encodes 1207 amino acids. Gene Ontology annotation, cellular component: nucleolus; nucleoplasm; cytoplasm.
UGUUUGUUUGUGCGCUUAAUGGCCGCUCGGGGAACAACUAGUAAAUCUGAAGUACAGUUAUCAUAAGUGUGGUGCGUGCGUGUCCGUGUCUCGCUCUGUGUGUGUGUGUGUGUGUGUGUGUGUGUGUGUGUGCGUGGUAAACAAGAAACAACAACAAAUCCUUGGCCGCUUAGCGUCGCGCGUUAUUUCCGGUUCCGUUUCGCUAGAGCCAUAGCCAAGCCAUCUGAUUGAACGGCCAUGGCGGCCCAGUGCCGGGCCAAGACAAUGCCACAAAAAUCCAAAUCCCUAGCCAAACCUUGGCUAACCCAUCAUCUACCACCGCUACUAUUGUCCAUUGUCUUUCUAAUUUUGGUGACAGGACGAAUUGAGGCGGCCGGAAAUGACGUUAUUUCCGUUGCUGCUGCCAACGCUGCUGAGACAUCAACGUUGAGAAGGCCAAUGAUCCUACGCCUGAAACGCGAAAUCAAUGUCAUGAAUAUGGACGACGAUGACAACGACAACGAUAACGACGAAGAUGACAACGGCGGCGUCGGCGUCAGCGUCGGCGGUGCUAAUGAUAACGAUAAUGAUGAUGAGGAAGCAACUCUCAUGGAUACGGAACAGCAGCCACGUUCAAAGCAGACAACUCAAAAAGCCGACAGAGAUUUUGACUUUGCUGCCUAUAUCAAUGAUUUCAAUUUACAAGAAGAGGCCUCCAUACCUGAGGACAUAUUUGACCAGCAUGAUGGCGAUAUUGAGGAUGCAGCUUCUGUUCCUACGGCUGAUGAUGAAUCCGAUGCUGAUAUUAUACUUGAAUCUCAACGGCCCACUUCAAGGAAUUUCAGUGUUUACCUAGAGACAGCCAAGAAAUAUCCAAAGAACAACUACAAAUUGAGAAACAAUAAAGAGGCGAAUACAAAAUCCACUACCAAUGUGAGCAAUGGGCAAAGGGAAAAUGAGAAGGGAAACGGAAAGGCAAAAGAGCAGACGGACGCGAACUUUGGUCGAAAAAGUUUUGCGUAUAAAAAAUUGAAGAACAUGCACGAACAGAAGCAACAGCAGCAACAACUAAAGCAGAAGAACGAUGAGAACGAGGACGACGAAGAAGAUGAGCUGGAAAAGGAGAUGGAGGAGCAAGAACAGGAACAGGAGCAAGAGCAAGAGGAGCAGGAGAAUGAAAAGGAGAUAGAGAAACAGCAACGGCGGCAGCUGUUUGAUUCUAUUGAAAUAUUCAAUGAACGAAAAUUUAAUAAACCUUCUGUGGACGAAAACCAUGAUGAGAUAGAAAAGGAGCCAGAGACGGAGCAGCUCCAUGAGGAAGAUGGUGAUAUUUUGGCAAUUGGUGAUAUCGAAGAUAAUUUUAGUAAUAGUAAUGAUGAAGUGGCCGACAAUGUUGACAAUGAUAAAUUAGCAGCAACAUCAAUACCCACAACAACAACAUAUUCACCAACUAGCACCGCUAGCUCUACCACCACCACCACCACUAGAGACACUAUGACCACAACAACCCCUUCAACCUCUGUCCCAUUUAUCGGCAAGAAACUCAAGCGUCGUUACUACGAUUUAGGCCACAUGCAAUCGAAACCAACCGAAACAUCUGCGGACAACGAAAAUGACAAGAUGAAGGAGAACCAGCAGGACUUGACUCUGGGUGAAUUGCAUUACUAUGAUGCCACACAGAAUCUGGAGCAUAAAUUGCCCAACUAUUUUGGCCGCACACUUACCAAGAAAAAUCGUACAAACAUUGAGCGAUUUGUCGAUGAUGAUUAUUCGGAACAGGAACCACCGCAGGAUAUGGACAAACCACAGAAUGUGGCAUCAAUCGCUGACAUCUACUAUCAAGAGGAUGCCAUGACAACGACUACAGCAGCAGUUCCCACAUUUGCCGCCACAACAACAACAACACCACCACCACCACCAUACUCCUCCUAUCCGUAUAUGUAUACUCAAACCUCGAGUUAUUCGACACCAUCACCGUCAGCUUUUGAGCGUUUCAAGGCCUUGCGGCGUAGCAAUCACCGCAAUGGCCACAAGAGUCACAAGAAACGCUAUAAGGAUUACUUGAGGCAUCAUUCAGCAGCAAACGAAAUGGUCAGCAAGCAUAUGCAAAAGCUACGCAAAGAACAACAACAACAACAACAACAGCAACAGGAUGCACCACAUGCAGCGCCAAUUUUCGCUUUAGGUAUACGACCACAACGUCCGACUAUUGUGACACCAAAACCAUUCUAUGAGGGUCAAGUGAACUAUUAUGAUCAGGCACAGGAUAACGAUUCGAACGAAGAUCUGGAACAUCAUACGGAAAUGCAACGACUUAUCGCUCACGACAAUGGCAAUUGGUAUCGACGCAUUAGUCCAGUUCUUAGAAAUGGCAUCAAAAGCAGUGCAAACAAUGGACCCGAACAGCUCUCCCCCUCGGCGAACUCUCUGUCGUUGCGUCAUCAUGUAAAACAACUGGAGCCACCACAUCAUCAUCCAUAUCAUCAUCAAGCACACCAACAUCAUCAUCACCAGCAUCAUAGUCAUCAUCAGCAUGGACAUAAUCAUCAUCAGCAUCAUCAUAAGCCGCAGCGUCUACCAAAUCCCUAUCAACGGAAACUAUCGCCACCGCCUCCUUCGGCACACCCAUCACAGUCGCCAUCGCUGGCGUCUUCGAUAACACCACCACCAGCCCCAUUGCCGCCGCCCAAGCAGCAAUUGGGCCAUCAAAUCACCGAGCUGGAACAAUUGGAGCGUUACUAUGCCAAAUGGCCGCAUCUGGCUCGUGUACAAUUUCAGAUCUAUGAUGAACAUUAUCGUGAAUCGCAUCCCGAUUUGUAUCCAGACUAUGAAGAGGAUUAUGAAACAGCCGCCGAAAUGGAAGAAGCCCAACAGGAGCAUGGCGAUGAGGCCAAUUUGCCACCUUAUAUAAAAAAGUAUAAUCGAAGGAAUAAACAAUUGCUCAAUCUGCUUGAGGGUACUUUGCCGCCGCCAUCGCCUCCGCCGUUAUCCAUCAGCGCAAAGGAGACCAGGGCAGGUGUGGGCGGUGGAGAGAUUGCCCCCAGACUUGUGUGGAGCAAAUCAGUGCUACAGCCGGGACCGCAUCAAUCGGCGCCAGUUGCGACGCAACCGUUGGGCAUACAUCUAGAUGAUGAUUAUCUCAAACAGAAGCGACGACGCUAUCAUCAGCAACAUCGGGAGGAGAAUCUGUUUGCCCAGCAGCAGCAGCAACAACCACGGAGCAGUACAACGACAAUGGCUAGUCCAACGAUUGCUAGUGUCACAUCUACCGGAUUGCCUAAUCAACUGCCCGAAGAGGAUCUAGAGCAGGGGGCAAGUCCAUUUGACUACUGGAAUUCUCGGGCCGGCAUUGCUGCCGUAGGGGAAGCCGUUCGAGAUGGAGAUGGAGCUAGCACAUCGACAGCUAAGCCAGCAUUAUACAAACUCCCCUCGUAUCCGGCCAUAACAAGCAGUUUUCUGGGUACGCCUCGUAGUCGCAGUCGUAGUGCCCAGUUUGUGGCAAAUGUAUCGGGCAGAGGUCAGAGCAGUUGGCGCCAAACGGAUGCAAUUCAAUCUACAAUGGAGAACAAUGCAACAAUUCGGCCACCACCACCACCAGCAGCAGCUCCACCAUCAUCUCCGCUCAACUCGUUUGUCUAUCAUCGGGUGAACGAUGCCGGCCCUGACAGCCCUUCAUUGCCAUCGUCCGCCGGCUUUGCCUCAUCCUCCUCAUCCGCCUCCUCAUCGCCGUCAUCGUCGUUGUCGUCCUCGCUACUGUCCAGUCGCAAGCAACGUUUGCCAUUUGUGGCCAUCACGGAUCGCCGACUGGAGAGUUUGGGCAGCAAGAAACUGCUCGCUGAGCGACACAAAGACUUUGAGCAGAAUCACUUUCCGUUGCCUUAAGCUCCAAGAUUAGAUGAAGAUGAAGAUGACAAUUUUUUUGUGCAAGGAAACCUUUGCUGGCAAGUAAAAUGCAAUGGAAAUCGAAACAGGAAUAGAUAUAGAUUCUUUUGUAUCUAUUUUGUUUUUUUUUUUUUUUUUUUUGCUAUUCCAUUCUAAAGUUAACAUAUCAACUAAUUGGGCACAAUUUUGUUGCUUCACUGACCUGACUUUGCUCCUUGAUCAAAGAGGAUUUCCAUUGCAAUUUUUCGUUUGCCUCAUAAUCUUGUUUCUGAAUGCCUUUGGAGUUUCUAUUUCUUUUUUG